AUGCUAACGGCCUUGCUGUGUUUUGUGGCCGUGGGGCACCUCGUCCUAGGGCAGAACCCCCAGGUCACCACCUCCUAUGGCACGAUGAUGGGGCAGGUCCUCAAGUCUAGGGAUGGCAGGGACUUCUUCUCCUUCACCAGGAUACCUUACGCUAAGCCACCUGUCGGAGAGCGGAGGUUCAUGAUCUCAGAGAUAGCAGACAACUGGAGUGGUAUAUUGGACGCAACUCUACCCAUCCCGCCCUGUUAUCAGACCAUGUACCCUUUUGGUUCAGGAACCUCAGGACAAGAAGAUUGUCUUUAUUUGAAUGUUUUCACACCAAAUGUGAACGGAAGAUUACCAGUAAUCUUCAACAUACACGGAGGUGCGUUCAGGCAAGGUUCUGCUGCUGUUUACGGUUCCGCCAAUUUUUUCAUGGACGAAGAUGUUGUCUUCGUUGCUACUAACUAUCGGCUUGGAACAAUGGGAUUUCUCAGUUUGGAAGACAAUGUCAUACCAGGGAAUCUGGGUCUUAAAGACCAAGCCUUGGCUUUGGAAUGGGUCUAUCAAGAAAUCAGUGCUUUCGGAGGGGACCCGAAUCUGAUAACCGUUGCAGGUGGAAGUGCUGGUGCCGCAUCUUCACACAUUAUUUGUGAAGCCCCGAGAACAAAUGGUCUUGUCAAAGGCUGUAUCUCUCAGAGCGGAGACGGAUGGGCACACUGGGCAAUUUUGGAACCUGGAGAAGCCCGAAAAAUGGCUUUGAAAAUGGCCGAAACAACAGGCUGUGACGAAACAGGAGAUCUACUUCAAUGCCUGCAGAGCAAACCAAUUGAACUUAUUGGCGACGUUUCAUUGUUGCAAAAUAACUUCCAGGAUCUGUCCAUUGUAUCUCCAGUUUUGGAACCUGUGACUGCCCCAGGAGCAAUACUGACCAGCUGGCCCACGAACGCAAACCACAACUACCCUCGGAUCCUUGGAGUCGUCCAGGAUGAAGGAAUAGUCUACACUUCACUUUACGAGUUUCACCUGGUAAGCGAUGAGGAGAAAGAAAAAUUCAUUAAUGGUUUCAACCAAACUAUUAUCUCAGGUCUCCAUUUGGAAAACAGGAUAAAUGACUUUCUGAGAAUAUUUGAAAGGUUUUUUACCAAAGGUGUUGACCCUUUGUUAGCCAUAAGAAAUUUUAUAACGGAAUAUAUGUGGGUGUACCCAGCUAUGAAGUCUUUAAGUACGCACGCUGGACCAACUUAUUUUUACAAGUUCAGUUACACUCGUGGACCACCAUUACCCUUUGGACAUCCUCCGGAUCAGCCAGGAGUUCCACAUGGCGCUGAAUGUUCAUACUUUUUCUCGGACAAAACUUCAGAAGAUUGGCCUAAACCUGAAGAUAUUCAAUUAUCCAAGAUGUUAGUUAAGAUGUGGGUCAACUUCGCCAGGAAUCAAAACCCAAGCAGUCCAGAUAUGUUACAGUGGUCUCAGUUCCAAGGACAAUAUUUCUUGGAUAUACAAGACUCAGGAGUUACUGUAGGGAGUUUCACCCAAUAUCAAGAGAUACUCGAUUUCUGGAGAAGUAUUUUUCCAGAUCAGCCUUCUAGUUCGCCAAUGAUUCAGUAAUCGUUACUGUUGGUUGCUUCUUAACCAUCUUAAAAUAACUAUAUGUUUAA
This is a messenger RNA of Nezara viridula (southern green stink bug), 1640 nucleotides long. NCBI's taxonomy places the organism in Eukaryota, Metazoa, Arthropoda, Insecta, Hemiptera, Pentatomidae. The record is from the annotation of a GenBank genome assembly.